Messenger RNA from Striga asiatica, 1682 nucleotides. The record is from the annotation of a GenBank genome assembly. NCBI's taxonomy places the organism in Eukaryota, Viridiplantae, Streptophyta, Magnoliopsida, Lamiales, Orobanchaceae.
UUGUAAUAAAAACCAUCUCACCCUAUCUUGGCUAUAUAGUUCUUUUAUCAACUUGUGAAUCUUUCCUAUAAAUAACGGACAAAAUUCAUUCAAUUUAAUUUAUACAGCCUUUUGGCCAACAUCUCUCUCUCUCUCUCUCAAACAUGGCAAUUUGGCUAAUGUUAGUGCUUAUAUUGUCUGGUUCAAUUUAUCCUGAAUCAUUCUCAACACAUGCUAUCAACACAAAAAAGACCAAACCAAUUGGCUUCCCUUUUUCGUUCAUUCAGCGAGAGCAAGCACAAUCCUCUCUUAAUUCAAAAGCUUUUGUUAGGCUAUAUGAAGAGAAGUUCUACACACAAAUUCUUGAUCACUUCAACUUCAAUCCAAACAGCUACUCAACAUUCCAACAGAGGUACUUAAUCAACGACACUUUCUGGGGUGGCCCCAAAGGAAAUUUCCCGAUAUUUGUCUACACAGGAAAUGAGGGAGAAAUCGAAUGGUUCGCACAAAACACCGGCUUCAUGUUCGAAAUUGCACCCACUUUCAAAGCAAUGCUAGUUUUCAUCGAGCAUAGGUAUUACGGGGAGUCAAUGCCUUACGGGGGGAGUGAAGAGACAGCGUAUUCGAAUUCCACGACGCUCGGUUACUUGAGCUCGACUCAGGCGCUUGCGGAUUACGCGACCUUGAUUCUCGAUCUUAAGAAGAAUCUGACGGCCGAAAAGUGUCCUGUUGUAGUCUUCGGAGGUUCUUAUGGCGGAAUGCUGGCUGCAUGGUUCAGAUUGAAGUAUCCUCACGUGGCUAUAGGGGCUUUAGCAUCCUCAGCUCCUAUUCUAAAUUUCGACAACGUUACUUCGCCGUAUAGUUACAGCGAUAUCAUCACCAAAGAUUUUCGGAGUGAGAGUGAGAAUUGUUACCAAGUGAUAAAAAGAUCGUGGCACGAAAUCAAAGAAACCGCAGCGAAACCCAGAGGACUAGAAAUUCUCAGAGAGUCAUUCAGAAUAUGCAAGAAUUAUAUAAGUGCAGAGUCUCUAGAAGAUUGGCUAAGUACAGCUUUCAUUUAUACAGCCAUGACAGAUUAUCCAACUUCUAGCAAUUUCAUCACUCCCUUGCCUGCAUAUCCAGUCAAGCAGAUGUGCAAAGCAAUCGAUGAUGUAAAGACCGGGAACACAUUCGAGAAAUUAUAUCAUGCGGCUAACAUCUUCUACAACUACACUGGUCAAGCCACGUGUUUUGAACUGUCCAAUGAUUCAGGUCCAUCCGAGAUCGAUGGAUGGUCAUGGCAGGGUGCUAAAAAAUAUAUCAGAAAGUAUAGUUGCACUUGUUGCGGAAAAAGGUAAGCGACAUAAAUUGUAUUUAUUUUGAUCUUACGGUUAAUAAUAGGACUAGGGGUACUAACAUCCGUGUAUUACACAACUAAAUUUAUAAAAAUAUACAUAAUGUAAAUUUUUAUUUGACAUUUUAAAUAUAUCAUUCUUAAAAACUUAUAUUAUUAUUUAUAUUUGAAAUGACACUCAUCAAUUGAUACUAUUAUAAUGUUUUUUCCAAGCAUAUUAUAUAAUGAUUUAAUAGAUAAAUAUUUUAGUUAUUAUUAAUUAAUAUUGAUAUAUAAUUUAAUUUUAUUAUAAAGAUAAAUAUUUAUUUAUUUAUUUAUUUGUCCAUUGCAAAUGGAGCUGGAAGAGUCAUUGUUGACAAUUCUUCUGACA